CAUAACUAGGUAGAGUAGUACGGUGUCUCCAGCUGUAACUGACAGAUGGAGGAGGCUAUUCAGCUGAUGGCGGCGGCAGCGGCGGAGAUGAGAGCGGAAGCUAUCCGCCUUAGAGAAGAAGUGGCGGAAAUGGAAGCCGCUGUUGAAGACAAGACGAAUGAGGUGGAAUUUGAGAAGAGGAGACGCAAUCAACUCCUCACUGAACUGCUGCUUCUGGUAGCGGCAGAGCAGAAAGGAUAUGGCGAGCUUCAUUCUGAAAGUACCCAACUUGAGGAGCUUUACUGUUUCUGCUUCGGCAAAUGGGGCUCCUCCGGGAUCUGGUUCACAAAGUGGGGGUCCGGUGAUUUUGGAGCUUCCUCUAGAUAAGAUAAGGAGACCCCUGAUGCGAACUAGAGCUAAUGACCCAAACAAAGUGAAGGAACUCAUGGAUAGCAUCAAAGAAAUUGGUCUUCAAGUACCUAUUGAUGUGCUGGAGGUGGAUGGAGUUUAUUACGGUUUCUCUGGUUGUCACCGAUAUGAGGCUCACCAGCGCCUUGGACUCCCAACUAUACGCUGCAAAGUUAGACGUGGAACAAAAGAAACUCUUAGGCAUCAUCUUCGCUGAUGUGAAGUCCUUUUUGCAAAAUGUUGUAUGGCCACAAUCAAUUCUUGCAUUUUUGGUGUGUUUUUGUGUUACUUUUCCAGCUAAUUACAUAUAUAGAGAAGAGCUUAACUCAAUAAUUAUCGAACUUUUCU
Messenger RNA from Rubroshorea leprosula, 735 nucleotides. NCBI's taxonomy places the organism in Eukaryota, Viridiplantae, Streptophyta, Magnoliopsida, Malvales, Dipterocarpaceae. The record is from the annotation of a GenBank genome assembly.